This is a messenger RNA of Vigna unguiculata (cowpea), 651 nucleotides long. RefSeq lists its product as uncharacterized. The record is from RefSeq and is a predicted model, not a curated record. NCBI's taxonomy places the organism in Eukaryota, Viridiplantae, Streptophyta, Magnoliopsida, Fabales, Fabaceae.
AGUAAAAAAAUGGAGAUGAGAAAAAUACGCUGCCGUUUUAAUAACACCCUUUUGGGCAUUCCCGACCUAUAAUUGCUUCCACAGCACCACAACACUGCCUUUUCUCUCUGUCUCUCGCCACCAACCUCAAACCAUGGCCUCAUUUGCUCGUGGAGCCGCAUCCCUAACUCGCGUCGGUCUUUCCUCUUCCAAGACACCCAUUCAACUCAUCCACCGCCGUGGUCUCGCCGGAGCAGCUGAUCACCAUGGACCUCCCAAAGUUAACUUCUGGAAAGACCCAAUGAGCCCGUCUAAAUGGAAGGAAGAGCACUUUGUAAUUAUCUCUUUAGCUGGCUGGGGACUACUCGUCUAUGGAGGAUAUAAGCUCUUCACAGGAGGCAAGGGAAAGAAAGAAGAGAAUUUGGUAAAAGAAGCAUCACACUGAGCUUUGGAGAAUAUUUACAAUGCAAAAUGUUCUUGGUAAUAAUCUAGCGACCUGACUUUCCCGAGUUUUUUUGACUCGGUCUUGUUUGAUGGCAAACAAAUAUUUUGGUCUGUUAUCCAUUGAUUUAUGGCUACGCUACAUUGAAAAUCGGUAGAUGAUCUUUUCCAGAACAAUGUGUUACAUUUAAGUUUUAUUUACCCGUCUAUGCAAAUUUCUGCUUUCCUUUA